GGUUGGUUCUGGGGGUGCAACUGGGAAGCUUGCUGCUCUGCUGCCCGGGCUCUCCCCUCCCCCCACCUGUAAGAGGCUGGGCCCGAGGAGCCCGUGCUCAGCAUCCCACCCCCUGAAGCUUGGGCUUGGUCUUCCCUGCGGCUCUUGCUGACAUUCAGGCAGGGGUCAGGCGGCCGGGCGCGCCUCCAGAGCGCGCGGGGGGAGCCCGGGCGAAGGCUUUGGGCUCUGACGGUGGGGUCCCAGGGGUCCGCCUGCCUCCCAGACGCGUUUCUAGGCCCAGGGAAGCCUGCCUGCCGAAUAGGGGAAGCCAGAUUCGGGGGCGGGUAACGAGAAAUCAGGCUAAGAAAUGGCAUUUCAAAAGGCAGUGAAAGGGACUAUUCUUGUUGGAGGAGGUGCUCUUGCAACUGUUCUAGGCCUUUCUCAGUUUGCUUAUUACAAAAGGAAGCAAGUGAACCUGGCCUUUGUUGAAGCAGCAGACUACAUCUCAGAACCUGUUAACAGGGAGCCUCCUUCCAGAGAAGCUCAGAUACUGACUUUGAAAAACACGUCUGAAUUCGAUAUACUUGUCAUUGGAGGAGGAGCAACAGGAAGUGGCUGUGCCCUAGACGCAGUCACCAGAGGACUAAAAACAGCCCUUGUAGAAAGAGAUGAUUUCUCAUCAGGGACCAGCAGCAGAAGCACUAAAUUGAUCCAUGGUGGUGUGAGAUAUCUUCAGAAGGCUAUCAUGAAGUUGGAUAUUGAGCAGUACAGGAUGGUAAAAGAAGCCCUUCAUGAGCGUGCCAACCUACUAGAAAUUGCUCCCCAUUUAUCAGCUCCGUUGCCUAUAAUGCUCCCAAUUUACAAGUGGUGGCAGUUACCUUACUACUGGGUAGGAAUCAAGCUGUAUGAUCUGGUUGCUGGAAGUAAUUGCCUGAAAAGCAGUUAUGUCCUCAGCAAAUCAAGAGCCCUUGAGCAUUUCCCAAUGCUCCAGAAGGAUAAACUGGUAGGAGCAAUUGUCUACUAUGAUGGACAACACAACGACGCACGGAUGAACCUUGCCAUUGCUCUCACUGCUGCCAGGUAUGGGGCUGCCACGGCCAAUUACAUGGAGGUUAUGAGCUUGCUCAAGAAGGCAGACCCCAAGACAGGGAAAGAGCACGUGAGCGGUGCGCGGUGCAAGGAUGUGCUCACAGGGGAGGAAUUUGAUGUAAGAGCCAAGUGUGUUAUCAAUGCCACGGGACCUUUCACAGACACUGUGCGCAAAAUGGAUGAUAAGGAUGCCGCAGCUAUCUGCCAGCCCAGUGCUGGCGUCCACAUCGUGAUGCCUGGUUAUUACAGCCCAGAGAGCAUGGGACUUCUUGACCCAGCGACCAGUGAUGGGCGAGUUAUUUUCUUCUUACCCUGGCAAAAGAUGACUAUCGCUGGCACUACCGACACUCCAACUGACGUCACACACCAUCCUAUUCCUUCCGAAGAAGACAUCAACUUCAUUUUGAAUGAAGUGCGUAACUACUUGAGUUGUGACGUUGAAGUAAGAAGAGGGGAUGUCCUGGCAGCGUGGAGCGGUAUUCGCCCCCUUGUUACAGAUCCUAAGUCUGCAGAUACACAGUCCAUCUCCCGAAAUCAUGUUGUGGAUAUCAGUGAGAGCGGCCUCAUCACUAUAGCAGGUGGAAAGUGGACAACCUAUCGAUCUAUGGCAGAAGAUACCAUAAAUGCUGCAGUCAAGACCCACAAUUUGAAAGCAGGACCAAGUAGAACCGUUGGGCUUUUCCUUCAAGGGGGCAAAGAUUGGAGCCCUACACUCUACAUCAGGCUUGUCCAGGAUUAUGGACUUGAAAGUGAGGUGGCCCAGCAUCUUGCUGCCACCUAUGGUGACAAGGCUUUUGAGGUGGCCAAAAUGGCGAGUGUGACGGGAAAGCGGUGGCCCAUUGUUGGGGUGCGUCUUGUGUCAGAAUUUCCAUACAUUGAAGCAGAGGUGAAAUAUGGGAUUAAGGAGUAUGCCUGCACUGCAGUGGAUAUGAUUUCACGUCGUACUCGCCUGGCCUUUCUAAAUGUCCAGGCAGCAGAGGAGGCCCUACCCAGGAUUGUUGAACUGAUGGGCAGAGAACUGAGCUGGGGUGAUUCUAAAAAAGAGGAAGAACUUGAAACAGCCCGGAAGUUUCUGUAUUAUGAAAUGGGCUAUAAAUCUCGAUCAGAACAGUUAACAGAUCACUCUGAAAUUAGCCUGCUGCCUUCAGACAUUGACAGGUACAAGAAGAGAUUUCAUAAGUUUGAUGCAGACCAGAAAGGCUUUAUUACCACUGUUGAUGUUCAGCGUGUAUUAGAGAGUAUCAGUGUCCAAAUGGAUGAAAAUACACUACAUGAAAUUCUGAAUGAAGUAGAUUUGAAUAAAAAUGGACAGGUUGAACUCAAUGAAUUUUUGCAGCUGAUGAGUGCUGUUCAAAAAGGAAGGGUGUCUGGAAGCCGGCUUGCUAUACUCAUGAAAACUGCAGAAGAGAACCUCGACAGAAGAGUUCCCAUCCCCGUGGACCGAAGUUGUGGAGGACUGUGAGUCUGAGCAGUAAAUCCACAGCCAACAAACAUAGGAACAACAAAUCAUCAUGUACCAAACCAGAGAUGACUUACACCGCUCUAAAAUAGUGGAUAUGGAUAGCUGCCUUGUUUUAACACUGGGAAACAUUCCAAAGCUUUAGGAUGUCAAUGUAUACCCUUUAUUUGUAUUUGCCAUUCAAUCUAGCUUCUUAAAAGUGUAUUUUAUCUUUUUUUUCUCAUUUUCAAUGCACACUGGUUUAAUGUUUUGCAUUUAUUCUGUGACCUGUUAGACUGGACAUGCUCCCUUUUCGUUUGUUUAUUCAUUUAGUCUAAGUCAGUUUUAGAGGCGGAAUAUUUUGGCAGAAAUUGAAAAAAGAAGCUGGGAACAUUUCAUGAUUUGCACAAAGCUCUGGACAUUAAGCUUGUUGAUAGUAUUUGUUCUUAAAAGAAAUCGAGUGGGGGGGUGGGACCUAUUAAAACGAUAUUGUUUCUGGAGACCCCUCAGCCCCUUCUUCCUCCAGCUUGUCUGCCUUCCUCAUCCAGACUUUAUAUCUAGAGCGUGCCUGGCAAAACUGGAGAAGGAAGAAAAAGUUUAGAUCUGGUUAUAGGAGCAAAUCUUAGAGAAACUCUGAAAGCUUCCAGAAUCACAGGUACAAGAUAUAAGGAUAGCAUUGACAUUUGCUGGGAGUUACAGUGAUAGUUUCAUCUCAGCAAUUCAUUUUUUUUUCCCCAGUCACUGCUGGUUUUUCUUUGACUACUACAGUUGCCAGGAAGAUCCUUGCUUUUCUUACUUUAAAACCAGCAUUUAAGUGGCAAGUUGGAUACAUUGGGAAGGGACUAAAUUUCUCAAAUCUUUACAGUAGUAAUAAAUUUAAGGAUUAAAAACCUGUGUUUAUAUAUCCACAUAUUAUAGCACAAUUUUCAAUCCCCAAAUCCUAGAUCUUGGAGCAUGUGAUACUGUCAAACAUGACCUAUUUUGCUCAGGUUAUUACAUCAUUUGGGGGAGUAUUUGUAAACGGAUAGUAAAAGAGGAUAGAAAUAGCCUUUAGUUAACUUUAGUUACAAUCAUUUAUAAAAAGCCACAAAAUUGCAGUGUUCAAGGUCAUUUUAAUUGCUUAAAGCCUUUCUCCUUCUGUACUCAAUAGAAAAGUUCUCAA
This is a messenger RNA of Lipotes vexillifer (Yangtze River dolphin), 3668 nucleotides long. It is a transcript of the gene GPD2, whose product is annotated as glycerol-3-phosphate dehydrogenase 2. Gene Ontology annotation, molecular function: glycerol-3-phosphate dehydrogenase (quinone) activity; calcium ion binding. Lineage: Eukaryota; Metazoa; Chordata; Mammalia; Artiodactyla; Lipotidae. Gene Ontology annotation, biological process: glycerol-3-phosphate metabolic process. Bases 347 to 2530 code for a protein of 727 amino acids. The transcript is spliced from 17 exons. The record is from RefSeq and is a predicted model, not a curated record. Gene Ontology annotation, cellular component: mitochondrion.